AUGAAGCGGCUUGACAUUUUAGUUUCUAUUUUUUUAAUUGCUGCAAUAAAUCAGUUCCUCAUCUGCACAUGCAGUCCAAUAUUCACGUUUGAUUUCUUUGGGAAAUCGCAAACUACGACGCCAGAAUCUGUAAUUAGCGACUUUAGACAGCAAAAGAAGACAGACUCGAGUUUCGAGCAUUCAAGUGCUUUAAAAAAUGUGACUGCUGAAGAGGAACCAACUUAUUCAGAAAGUAAUGCAGACUUUUAUGCUGAAGUAUUUGGUCGUUUGAUCGGAUCAGUUCGUAGUAGUUUUGCUGAUUUAAUUGGGGAUAUAAAGAAACGGAAUCAAUAUUUUAGGAACCGAACUGACAAGAAUCAAAAUAAAACAGCAGAUGAGCUUAGCCUGGAAGCUGUAAUGAGGCAGCUGGUGAUACUUAAUGAGACAUCAUCAAAUUCACUCAAUGAUGAAUCGGAAGUGAUGUCACGAAAGACAAAAAGGAAUCCAUUUAAUGACGAGGUAGGUCAACUAACAAUUCCAAUAAAUUUAAGCUCAUUUGAUUUGAUAUCUGAAGAAGCCUACACAGCAUUAAGUGAUGACAUGACUAAUAAGGAUGAUCAUUGGCUACGGAAAUAUUAUGAAUAUUUCGAGCAAAUUAAGGAGAAUCAUCAUAACAGGAAGGAGAAAAAAAUUAUGAACUUAUUUAAACUUAUUUUAACGCCUGUACUUAAACUUAAUAAAACGGAAGUAGAUGAACCGACAUUUGAUGACGACAUAAUGUUCAGCAUAAUUCAAAAUAAUCAUACAAUUGGACAAGUCACGCCAUUCCAAAUUUUAAGGAUAUUACAUAAAGAAAGCAACGACAGAAUACAAUUAAGGAUGAAAUUGAUCCUUAAAAGGAUUGUCUAUAAAUAUGCACGGCUGUACUACAUAGCAAGAAAGAAUUACAAAAACUCAAAUGGACAUCAUCAAGACAUUCAAACUGACGAAAGUGACAGCUUUAGACUUUUAAAUGACAUGCCUGAGAAUGAUAUUUCUGAUAGUGAAUUUGAGUUCUCAACUAAUGACGCUAAGCAUAACUUUCAGUCGAUUGAAGGCUUUGCGAUAUUGUUUCUGGAAAUUUUUGGUGCCUUUUUUGCAUUGUAUAAUGGGUUUUGGGCUCAACUUGAAGGAGGAUACUUUUAUGAUCUCUUAGAGUAA
Messenger RNA from Chironomus riparius, 1179 nucleotides. Lineage: Eukaryota; Metazoa; Arthropoda; Insecta; Diptera; Chironomidae. The record is from the annotation of a GenBank genome assembly.